CCAGUAACAAGGCGAGGAAUUAUACAAUUUUAACAACAAUUACAUUUAUCUUGCCAUCUGUGUUUCUUAAUCAUGAAACAGCUCAAUUUAAAAGCUUGUGGUUUAAUCAUUUAUUUCUGAUUCUCGACAAGAGUACUUGAGUCGACUUGGUAAGCGCGUCUUGCGAAAAAAAGAGUCUUUGCGUCCAGAUGUCUUCACCCGACCUCGAGUGAUUUUCCCGAAAUAAAGUGACUACUUGAAGUGAUAUAUUCAGACCAAGUCAAUGAUUUAUUUUCGUUUUAUAGAAAAACAUUUUCUUACUAUUUACAUUCCAACGGUUAAAAUGUUUGACAAAUUCGUCUCGAAUGUCAAACUUUCUGUUUCCUCUAGGAAAAAACACAUCCGUUUUAUAACACGUUUUUGUCAAACCACUUUCAUAAAAGUUUAAUUUAUUUUUUCAUUGUGUUUUGCUAAAAUGUCGCCUUCGUAAAUCUACGUGUUAAGUAAGUCCUAGACCACAAUUUUCAAUUUGAUUUUGGGAUUAGCUUUGAUGCGUUGAAAUGCAAACAUUAACUGACCAUCAAAUCGUAUAAACAGCGGGAACUAUCGUGCAAUACUUCGGUUCCCCUUGGAAAAAAAAAACCAGUCCGUUUGACCCAACUACCUAAAUCUUCCCUGCUUGAUAGCUUAAUUACGGUUUUACUCUAAAACACGCGGAACGAUUAUCCAAAUGAUUUUGUUUUCGGUUAAUCCAUUGGGUAUUUGUAAUUCUCAGAAGAAAAAAACCAUGUAAUCAUAAGAAAAAUAAUUCUUAUCUUCUCAAACCAUGAAAAGGCCUGCGAGUAAAAUGCUAAGAUGUAUUGUUUGUAUCCUGUUCUAUUUUUCCACUAAGGGGAGCGAAUAUUAUUUUUUAUAUCACUUUCUGUGCCGUUACGAAGUUACGUUAUGAGCGCUCACUGUGUUUGCCUCCUAUAGGCGUUAUGCAAAUGAAUAACGCAUCUGUCUGAUUCAAAUUUGUUAACGCAACACGAGCGAUCGCGCGCACUCAAAUGGUUUUCUCCAGAGCACAACUGGACUGAUUUCCGUGAGAGGAACACCGCCUAAAAAUGUGAUUACGGUGCUGAAUGCCGAGCGAGUUUGGUUUGACUUGGUGUUCGUUACUUCUCGUCGUCACAAGUCAUCGCGUCAUGGCAGUCGAGAUCGCGCUGAAUCCGAGGAAAGUUUUGAUUGUGGUUUUGUUGGUAGUCUUUUCCGUCUCAGGUAAAGACAUUCACCGAGCUCAAAACCCCCCAAAAGACGACAAAUCUUCUGGAGUCCCUCUCCCAGCCAUCAUCCUUCUCUCUGUCCUCGGAGUCUGUCUGCUUCUGGUCGCUAUCUUGUACAAGUUGUUGAGUCUUGAUCGUUGUUGUCAUGGUGACGAUGACGAGAAAAAAGGUUCAAUGGUUGAUGGCGCUAAGUACGUGGAGCUUGGUCAGGUGGACCAGCCAUCCGACGCAGAGGACGAAGAAGAGGACCUCGGCGGUGGUUACCGUCCUCUUACGGCUUCCAGCCCUUCCCAUACUCUCAAUCCCGGCUUUCCUUGCGCGCCCGGAGGUCGUAGGCUAGGCAAGCCUGGACGUAGUGCGAGCAUGGUGACACCGCGUCCGAUAGACCCCAGUUAUUUCCUGUCUGUGAACAACACGCCAGCCGCCGCCAAAACCUCCUCAGCGCUUGAUGUGAGUCGCUUCCGCAGCGAGCUCGACCUGACUUUCGGCUCCAGCUCCAAUAACUCCGCCAAGUACGGCAGCUGGGCGCAUGGACUAGCUGCCCCGCCUUCCAAAGACCGUGCAAUGUCAGCAUACGGCGAUCUCACCUCCCUCCGACGACCCUCUGCCUCCGAUCCCCGUCGGCGCUUUGCUAAGCUUCAAGUUUCCAUUUCGUACGCCCCGACGGCUCAACGACUAGAGAUCGAAGUGCUUCGGGUCGAGGACGUCAGCGAUGCGUUGAUACGCUCGGGAAUCGCCGCCGAGGUUGUGGUACACGCGAGUAUACUCCCGUCUAAGCGAUCCCGAUUUAAGACGAAAGCGAAGCCAAUUACGAACGCCGCAUUCCAUGAACGAUGGGUAGUGCGCAACGUUUCCAAGAAAGAACUGUUCAUGCAGCAGUUACGGUUCCGGCUGUACAGCCACGAGUUUCUAGGAAUGGGUCGGAUCCUUGGAGAGACUGUUGUUGAUGUCAUGUCGUUUGAUCUUGAAGAGGUAGCAAAUUCAAAGUGGCUCACAUUUACUCCGGCGCCAGAAAUUAAGAAACUAUUAAAUCUUUGACACCAGUAACCAACAGAGUAGAGUUUGUGUUUUCGGUGCGCAAGGACUCUGAGAAAAAGGCAAAAAACAAACUUAGAUAAUCGAAAUAUUCUACGCACCGAACUUGUGCAUACCUGGGUAAUCAAGCGAUACUGGUAAAUAGAAAAUACAAAUAUAUCCGCCAUAACUUAAAUAUAUAAUUAGAGCCAACGUAGCACUGUGAAUCAAAUAUCCAAAGGGUAAGAUUUGAACAAAGCCGAUUAAGUACGUCUAAAUGAUUUCUUUCUUGCUGGCUGGCGGCAAGGGCAAGACAGGCCUCACUUGUAAAAUGAGAAAAGGUAGCGGAUAUGAAUCCGUGUUAGGGAACAAGUUUUUUUACUCAUCGAAGUAAAUCGAUUUUUUGGGCCUGCAUUUAGAUUUGGGUCCUCGGUUUUGUCAUGGCAGAUUCAAUAGAGUUGAAGCAGAUUUUAAAAAAAAAAGGAUUCCCUUAUUACUAUUUAUCGUGUCGUAGAUUAUAGUAAGACAAAGGCCUUAGAAAUCCGUGAGUAGUUCAUCAUUGGGUGGGACAUGUUUGUGUCAGGGUGGGGGUUAGUAUAGAGAUGGAAUAAAAAGAAAAUCAAAAUGGUAAA
Nematostella vectensis (starlet sea anemone) is the source of this 2890-nucleotide messenger RNA. RefSeq lists its product as uncharacterized. The transcript has 4 exons. NCBI's taxonomy places the organism in Eukaryota, Metazoa, Cnidaria, Anthozoa, Actiniaria, Edwardsiidae. The record is from RefSeq and is a predicted model, not a curated record. Bases 1104 to 2282 code for a protein of 392 amino acids.